Messenger RNA from Haliotis rufescens (red abalone), 3012 nucleotides. RefSeq lists its product as uncharacterized. The transcript is spliced from 8 exons. The record is from RefSeq and is a predicted model, not a curated record. Lineage: Eukaryota; Metazoa; Mollusca; Gastropoda; Lepetellida; Haliotidae. The coding region runs from base 224 to 2317 and encodes 697 amino acids. Gene Ontology annotation, molecular function: zinc ion binding.
UACAACUGUAGGUCACACUGACAUCAGCAUGGCCCUUGAGCCACCACGACAUACGCUGUUGUCAGAUGCACUGCGUCAAGCAGCAUGUCGCUGUGUCGAUCAACGUGCAUCUACAACAAGAGGACAUAGUGCCGUCUUUUUAGUGCUGACAUAAUCUAACCACAGUUAUCAACCAAAAACAUCAACUUUGUACAAUUACAAGGAAAGAGUUACAGUUGAAGAUAUGGACCAUUUUCCUAAGUGCAGCAUUUGCAAGCAACAGUUUUGCUACCAAGGACCUCCUCCCUGGUUGCUGCCAUGUCUACAUGCUGUAUGCAAGGUCUGUCUUUCUGCUGCUGAGACAGGGACGUUGAAAUGCUCGUCUUGUCACAAAGAAUUUGAUAAAGAAGAACACAAGUUCCCAGUGGACAAAGUCAGGGCAAGAGAGAUCUUCAAUCUAACUGUCCUUCAUCGUCCAUCCGAGUUGCAAUGCACUAACAAACAAGAUGGCGGACAGGCUGUCGUGUGGUGUAAACAGUGUGAGGCUCUGUUUUGUGAAAAUUGUCAAGUGGCUCACAGUGAUAUCAAAAUGACAAAAUGUCACAAAGUUCAGACAAUCGACCAACUGGCACAAGAUGGAGUCUCCAUAGAAGCCAAGGAUGCUGUUUGCUCCACACACCAAAGGCCUGUUGACGUCUAUGAUGCGACAUGUGGAGUUCUGAUAUGUUUAAGGUGUACACGUGACGAUCAUGCUGGUCAUGAUGUUCAAGAAGUCGACGAAGCAUUUCAAUCCAAGCAACUUGAAAUGAAAACGAAACACAAUCAACUAUUGAUCCAUCAAGAAUCCUUAAAUGAAUCGAUUCUACAGAUGAACAGCAUUGAAGAAAAGGUUGAUGAGAAAUGCCGUUCCCUGCAAACUUUAAAGGUUCACACAAUGUCUGAACUGAAGUCUCUUGUCGAACAGAGGGAGAAGGAACUUGACCUUGACCUGAGCACCUGCUUUGAGCACAUCAGAGAUGGAACCAGGGAGAAGCAGCAGGAACUGGAGACGUCCCAGAUGUCCCUGAACACCUCCCUGGCCUACAUAGAGAAGGCCUUGACCUUGACACCACUAGAGUACCUGGAGCUCCAGGACACCAUGAUGCAGAGCGUGGACUCCUGUCUCUCCGAGCACGUGUCUGCCAUGAAGCAGCAGGAAGCAGCAGCAGGUGUUGCGUUCUCCAGAGAGGGUCUCCAGAGUCUCAAGACUGACAUUGCCUCCUUUGGCUGCUUCCUUACAUCACUGGACCAGGAAUCUCAGGCCCAUCAGCAACAGGAUAACCAAGGUACAUCAAAGUACGCUUUCCUCCAGAACGAGAUUGGGGAUCUGCAGAGAAGGUACCAUGAGCUUGAGAAGAGAUCACUGAUGACUGAGAAAGUGUUGAAAGAAAAGCUAACGAUUGAGGUGAAAGAGAAAGACCUAGCAAAGAAACAGCUUCAGGCGAGAAGUGAUACGAUAACAUCUCUGGAGAAGGAAGGGAAAACACAACAAAUAACAAUUGACACAUUUAAGGAGCUGGCAGAGAAAAUAGGUGUGAGACUGACCAGUGACUUGACCUUAGUUAGUAGUCAGUAUAGAACCGGCGUGCCUGUCAAACUCAACUGUCCACCACUCAAGUUUGAUGUCGGGCGGGCAAACUUCGAUCUGGUUGAAGUCACUGAGAGACACAUGGUCAACCACCCUGCUCGCAACCCGCCAUCCACCACGAGGAAGUUUAACAAGUACAGCGGAACUUGCGGCUCAAUGACCCUUCCUUACACGCUGACCUCUGCACCUGUCACUACUUCCAAGGUCAAGGUUCCCUCAUAUCCCCACGUGUCUUCUGACCCCACAGAUCCGUACUACUUUCAGACUCAUGCUAAGAUAACACAAACGGCAGCAAAUAUACGAACACGUAUAUUUGAAAUUGGAUUUUCUGAGCCAUCUAACGCUGACAGAGGAGAACGUUUAUGUGAUUAUUCUGGUUGUGGAGUACAAGUCAUCUACUGUAACACUCACAAAACAAUAUGCACACAAGAUGGUAACUAUAAAUGUUUGGAUCAGCCAUUUGCCAACAAGCCAGGAAUGUCGAUGCUGACGUAUGGGGUCGUGUAUGAUGCAGUGAUGGGAAAAGUGGCAUUCAUUGAUGUCAACAAGGAGAAGAUACUAAGAUCACAGUCCCUCUACUAUGCCCAACAUCUCCCAAUAUUUGGCGUCAAGCAGAGUGAGGAAUUUACAGUUGAGAUGACCUUGAUGGAGGUGAAGGAUAAGGACAUCAAUGCAAGGUUACGUGGUGUCAUUCAACGAGCUCUCAAAUGAACAGACAAGGAACCUAACCUUCCUUUGAAAACACAUCGACUGACCAAUCCGAGUAUCCGAACAGUAUUUUAGUUAUAUUACGACCUGUCGGCCUGGUGUGGGAGGAAAGACCCAAGUGAUGCAGGUCUUAGACGUUUACCACUUUUGUGAAUCCAUGGACAGAAAGCAUGAUAAAUAUGACAUGUGUCCGGUAUAAUUUCGAUCAAAGAGAGCAGGAGCAAAAACCACAUGCAGCAUGGACACAACUAAGUCAUGACAAGUAAAAUUGAACAUUUCAUCACCUGCCUUGGCGGGAAAACAGUGAGAUACAAAACUUAACACAAUAUGUGAAGUUGCAGGUCCGAUUCUGUCAUCCAUAAUGAAAGGGUUUCAUUUCUUGUCUUCAAUUUUAGAACAUUGAAAGUCCAAAUUUCAUCUGCUACUCAGCUCAUAAGGUCUUACUUCUAAAGGUAAACCCUCAUACAAGGUCUUACUAGGAAAAAGCAAAAAAACCCUGAGGUUUCCAUCUAUUACGAGAUAGGAAGAUGCCUACAAUACAUUAGCAAGUCAGCAAGCUUACACCUGUAAAUAAAAAAGAAGCUAAUUGUCCUUCUAUUUACACCUUUAGCAAUGUAUUUAUGCCAUAAAGGUUGUCUUACCAUUGUAUAACAUGUACUCUGUAUAAACCGGAGAAAAUAAAGAAUAUCUGUAUCCAA